CUGGAGGUCAGUAUGUGGCUCAGUAUGAUGUGCAAACCCAGGACAUUUUUUCAGCAAGAAUGCCUGCUUCUUGAGCACCAUUCUCCGAAUUCUUCAUCGAAGUUCAGAAGAGUGUGGAGUGGAACCUCCAAGCCUGACCAAUCCAACCAAGUUCAUCUGGCAGCCAUGCUCAGAGGAGGUCUUCAAUCUGGACCGGUUCCUGGAUCUGCUUCUCAUCGUGAUUCCUCUCCAAGAGACCCAUGUGCGCCCCCCUCUCCGAGAGCAGGGCAGCGGAUUCUUGACAGGUUCCUCCGGAAAGAUGUUUUAUUCAGCAGCGCUUUCCUAAUCCGGCUGGGCCUUAUCUUUUAUGGGAUUUAUCAGGACAGGACGAUGCUGGUGAAAUAUACUGACAUUGAUUAUCAGGUCUUCACCGAUGCUGCCAGAUGUGUCACGGAAGGGAAAUCUCCUUACCAGCGGGCCACGUACCGCUAUACUCCGCUCCUUGCUUGGAUGUUGACCCCAAACAUUCAUGUUAGUGACUUGUACGGCAAGAUCCUUUUUGUGGCUGGGGAUCUGGUGGCUGCCUUCCUGAUGUACCAGAUCUUGCUUCUCCGAGGGCUGGAAAGCUGGAGGGCCUGUGGCUGCUGCACCUUCUGGCUGCUCAACCCGCUGCCCAUGACCGUGUCCAGCCGAGGAAAUGCUGAGUCGCUGGUUGCCAGCCUGGUCCUUGGCACCCUUUAUUACAUGGCCAAGAGGCACGUGGUGAAGGCGGCUGUUCUUUAUGGCCUCGCCGUGCAUAUGAAAAUCUACCCCGUGACUUACGCGUUGCCCUUCGUUCUCUACUUGCAAAGCAACACAGGGGCGGAGCUGGGAAAAGCAAAGGCUUUUCUUUCGGAGAAGGGGAAGGUGGCUUCAGCAGGCCACCGCUGUGGGCUUUCCUCGAGGUUGUUCACUCGCGAAGUCCUGCUUUUUGCCACGGUGUCCGGGGGCAUUUUUGCCACCCUGGCCCUUGCGUUCUACCUCUGCUAUGGCUGGGAAUUUCUGGAGCACACCUACCUCUACCAUUUGCUCCGGAGAGAUACCCGCCACAACUUCUCCCCCUAUUUCUACAUGCUGUACUUGACGGCUGAGAGCGACUGGAGCUUGGCUCUGGGGCUCGCCGCCUUCCUGCCCCAGCUCCUGCUACUUCUCGCGAUCUCCUUUGCCUACCGCCGAGACCUCGCCUUCUGCUGCUUCCUGCACACGGCGGUUUUCGUGAGCUUUAACAAAGUGUGCACCUCCCAGUAUUUCCUGUGGUACCUUUGCCUCCUCCCCCUCGUCACGCCUUUCCUGGAAAUGUCCUGGCUGCGGGGGGCAAUGCUUCUGCUGCUGUGGCUCCUUGGGCAGGGCCUGUGGCUGCUCCCUGCUUAUUUCCUUGAGUUUAAAGGGCAGAACACGUUUCUGCUCCUGUGGCUCGCAGGCUUGGCCUUCCUCUCGAUCAACUGCACGAUCCUCGUUCAGAUGAUUUCUCACUACUAUCCCGAGCACAUCCCCAGAAAAAUGAAGCCGCUCAACUUGGAUCCUCUGACAGAGACUUAUGGAAUUCCAUUUUACUUGCAGUACUUGGCUCACUGGCCAGAGUAUUUUAUUGUUGCAGAAGCCCCUGGAGGAGAGUUGAUGGGCUACAUCAUGGGGAAAGCAGAAGGUUCGGUGGCCAGGGAAGAAUGGCACGGCCACGUCACCGCGCUCUCGGUCGCGCCUGAGUUUCGCCGGCUGGGUCUGGCUGCUAAACUGAUGGAGCUGCUGGAGGAAAUAUCUGAAAGAAAGGGUGGAUUUUUUGUGGAUCUCUUUGUAAGAGUGUCAAAUCAGGUUGCAGUGAACAUGUACAAGCAACUAGGCUACAGCGUGUACAGAACAGUGUUAGAAUACUACUCAGCCAGCAGUGGGGAACCGGAUGAAGAUGCUUAUGACAUGAGGAAAGCUCUAUCAAGGGAUAAAGAGAAGAAAUCAAUUAUACCAUUACCACAUCCUGUCAGACCAGAAGAUAUUGAAUAAGUGGAUGCUGUGGUUGCUAUAAAAUGUACUGAGAAUAAAACCUGUAGAUAAGUGGGAACAAUUAGGAUAUCUUUAAUGCAACUGAGAGCCUUUGAAGAAAAAGAGAGAGAGUGUAUGCAAAUACCAAGAAAGGUUUUCACUUUUAGGCUACGUCUCUAAAUCUUGUAAUGCCCUGAAAGCAGAAGCAAUCUUACGAAUUCAUUAUUUGUCAUGAUUCAAUUUUAAAAAUAUUAAUAAAUCCUAAGGCUGUAUUUCUAAUAAUGGAGGACUGAUAAAAUUUUACAUUUUCACUGAAUUUUACAUUAAUUUAAUAAAAUUAAAUA
This is a messenger RNA of Python bivittatus (Burmese python), 2336 nucleotides long. RefSeq names its product N-alpha-acetyltransferase 20, NatB catalytic subunit (gene NAA20). Gene Ontology annotation, biological process: N-terminal peptidyl-methionine acetylation. Gene Ontology annotation, cellular component: NatB complex. NCBI's taxonomy places the organism in Eukaryota, Metazoa, Chordata, Lepidosauria, Squamata, Pythonidae. Gene Ontology annotation, molecular function: protein-N-terminal amino-acid acetyltransferase activity. The record is from RefSeq and is a predicted model, not a curated record.